This is a messenger RNA of Clarias gariepinus (North African catfish), 11615 nucleotides long. RefSeq names its product ataxin 1a (gene atxn1a). Gene Ontology annotation, molecular function: RNA binding; protein binding. The record is from RefSeq and is a predicted model, not a curated record. Gene Ontology annotation, biological process: nervous system development; negative regulation of transcription by RNA polymerase II. Gene Ontology annotation, cellular component: nucleus. The transcript is spliced from 5 exons. Bases 888 to 3188 code for a protein of 766 amino acids. NCBI's taxonomy places the organism in Eukaryota, Metazoa, Chordata, Actinopteri, Siluriformes, Clariidae.
GCUAACGUACUGCACGCAGAGAUAAGACCCGAGCUAAAACAGUGCCCAUUUCUGUUCCAUUUCCCCUCCUGGGUCAAGUCAUGUGUGCAGUGAGAAAGAGUGUGUGUUUAGAAAGAGAGUCUCUGUCGCCACCUCUGCUGUUCUCCACGUGUCAUCUCUCUGAAGUCUUCCCUGGGAGCGUGGAAGGGAGGCCGCCAGAGCAGCAUUCCUGUCUUCCACAUCUCUGGGGAGCUUCUUCCUUUUUCCAUCAGACUUUCCAAACAAGGAUGUGCUUCCUAGCCGAAGGGAAUGGUGAGAACAGCUGGAGCCAGGCAGACACAGAUGUGGACAGACAGAGUGGCACUUGCAGACAGUUCCCUAACAAUCUAGUGCGAGAGAUUCAUACAGACCUGCUAACAGCUGGACGCUGAGAUUCCCCUAAACAGCUCGGUGUUACCUGGACACAGGCUUCUCAUCUCAUCUGACUGAACCGAGCCGAAAGCUUGAGAACACGUGCUGUGCCAGCAUUGUAAGAACCCCCAUGGGCCAUUUCACACACUGACGACACUGGAGUGGGACACAGGAGCUAAACCCCGAAUGAGGUUUCUGCUACAGACUUGGAGACUUGCGUUCAGAGAGAAAUGAUUCCGCAUGAAUCGUGGCAAGCGCUCUCUCACAGCAGGCAUGCGUUCUGUUGCUUUCUUUUGAGAUCAGCAUCCAUCCAGCCAUAAGGACAAGAAAAACCUCCCGUCACCCUCUUUUCUCCACCCCCAGUACCCCCACUGCACCAGCCAAUCAGCGGGUGGAACAAGCAAAGAAUAAGAGAGAGGUGCUAAGGGAAAACGAGUUAAAGAAAUAUAUAGCAUAAAGAAGCCACCUUAAAAAAAGGUACAGCAGAUAUAUUUAUCAUGAAGUCCAACCAAGAGCGAAGCAAUGAGUGUUUGCCUCCAAAGAAACGUGAAAUUCCAGCAUGUACCCUUCCCUCAGAGGAUAGGCCCAUGGUUAUGGCGCCUGCCAGUGAGAGCCAGCGUGGAGGGAACCUUGCUUGGCUUGCCAGCAUGGCCAGUGGGCACGAGGGCAAAAAGCAGCACACCAGCAGCUCAACAGAAUCUGAAGGCCCACAGUUCAAACCAAUGGUGUCCACUGUCGAGUCCGCUCGUGCUCCAACUGUAACAACUACCAUCCCUGCUGUGCAUCCUUCACCACUUUCUCAACACACAGGCCCCAUUCAGUACUCACCCAUGCCCCCCAAUGUGCACUUUAUCAGCCCAUCAUAUGGAGCACCCUAUACUAGCUACAUAUCUCCUCUUCUGCCCCCUGCAUCCACCACCACCACCACAUCCUCCCAGCGACACACUGAAGCUUACACUGGUACUACUUCUUCUCCAGCAUCCAAACAUGAUCCAGUAAUUUCCACUUCAGACACCAUACCUCAACCCCAUUCCACCCAGUAUGUCCAAAUUUCCAGCUCCCAACUCAGUGUAGUGCCUUGUACUGCAUCCUCACCCCAAAGCCACCUUCCCCAUCAUCUUCAACAUACACUCGCUCUUAGUGGGCCCUCUCAGUUUCUGCUUCAGUACUCAGAUGGACCCAUGCCUAAAAAGGAAGAUGGCAGACCUAGAGAGAUGCUAAACGGUGAGCCGGAAAGAAGCCGUCGCUUCAACCAGCUCUCCGAACCCAAGAUCAGCAGCAUAGCCAAAGGGUCUUUAUCCACCCAGCAUCACCACAUCCACCAGCGAGAACACUACGAGACCCGGCACAUGACGCUUCCGCCGGAAUAUGUCCAGGAAAAUAACAACCUAAGGAACUCAUUAGUUCUAGUUCCCAACAGUCAUAACUCCAGCAAUGUAGAUCCAGGGGGAAAUCAAGACAAGCUACCACCCCCUCUGGCCCCAGCUGAAAAAGGAGGCAUCUGUGCAGGAAAGCCAGUUUCUCGCACUUCCUCAAGCACCUCUCAUCCCUUUCCACCUCCUCCUUUACCUGUGGAUAGUCUAAAGGCUGCAGUUACCACACUUUCACCCCAUGCAGUUAUCCAUACCACACAUAGUGCAACCGAGCCACUGUCCCUUGGCCUCACGUCCACCAACUUUUAUCCGGCUCAUCAGCCCAUUAUUGGGUACAUUGCAGGUACAGGGCAGCCACAGCAUGUCAGUUACCACACCAGCCUCCCUCCACACCUGCUUAUCCCAGGAACUCAGCCUGUUAUUAUCCCUGUAAGUGGAGCAGAAGCUACUGCCACAUCUACAGCACCAACUUUUGCUGCAGCACUGCCGCAUGCAUUUGUGACCUCGGCAACCCCGAAAGGUGAGUCCUUUGAGACACCAGCCUCCUACCCCCAUUCGACAGGUGCUGUGGUUCAGGCACAACUACACUUACCUAUCCUGCCAGCCUCUGCUAGCCUGCCAGCUACUCCACCUAUACCCUCCACACCCGCUUUACCACCCUACUUCACCAAGGGUUCCAUCAUUCAACUAGCUGAUGGGGAGCUGAAGCGUGUGGAGGACCUAAAGACAGAGGACUUUAUUCAGAGUGCAGAAAUCAGCAGCGAACUGAAGAUUGACUCUAGUACUGUGGAGCGCAUCGACAGCAGCCAUACACCUAACUCUGCUAUUAUUCAAUUCGCAGUGGGAGAGCAUCGUUCACAGGUGAAUGUCGAGGUGCUGGUUGAGUACCCUUUCUUUGUGUUUGGUCAGGGAUGGUCGUCUUGCUGUCCAGACCGGACCACUCAACUGCUGGAACUUCCUUGUGCCAGGCUAGCUGUGGGCGAUGUCUGCAUUUCCCUCACUCUAAAGAACUUGAAAAACGGCUCUUUAAAAAAGAGUCAGGGGCAGAUUUCAGAUGCUGCCAGUCUUGGGCCACCUCUUAAACCACCUUUUAAAGCACCCUCAGGUGGGACUCGCAGGGCAGCGCGGCACAUGGAGCAGGAGAACGGACUGACACAGUGUGGCAGGCAGGGAGGCGUGAGCUCCCCGGCAAGCAAAGAAAACGGAGAACUAGGUUCGGCCGAAAAAGGAGCCUCUAGAAUUCCAACAUCCUCAGAAUCGGAAUCUAUUAGUAAACCUACAGGGCGGAAACGGAGAUGGUCGGCCCCAGAAGGUCGCAAAGUCGAGAAGCAUGAAGAGGAACCACCCUUAACUCUUCCCAGGCCAUCGUUUAUCCCUCAGGAGGUGAAAAUCAGCAUUGAAGGCAGAUCGAAUAUUGGCAAAUGAACGCCAUUUUGGACUUGUUUGUCAUUUUGGAUUGGAAGAAGAAGAAAAAAAGACCCUCAAAAUGUUUUUUUUUUUUUUUUUAGAAUGUUGCUUCUUAUAUCAUUUCAAAAUUGAUUUCUCAAAAUUUUUCAUUAAAAUUACUGUACUGUAGGCUAAAUUAACUUAGUAUAUACGUAUCACCUUAGGAGUAGUGAUAAUAAUUGAAUAGGUGCAUUGAAUAUACACAAACAAUUAGUGGAAUUUUUUUCAAUUGGGUAAUUUGUUGAACGAAUGUGGGGUUUUAGUUGGUCUUCUGAGCCCUCCAGGGUACAAAAUAUCUGAUAUUCCUCAUCUUUACGUUACUAUUUUGAAAUAUAAAAGAAAUGAAUGUCACCCUAAACUUUAAAAAUAUUUAAAUUUAUUUUUCGAAACGUUUUAGUGCACAGACUGGUGGCUUUUAAAAACAGCAACAAAAAACAAGGGUAAACCUGAGGUGUUUGAUUGCAUCAUAAAAUCUAAGAGCCAAUCUUGUUCUAAUAUGCAAAUGAAGCUCAUGCAGCACUUGGUUUCCACGGAAAGUGGAUGGCCAGGAUGAUGGUUGUGGUAUCUCGAAAUUGCGUAUUCAUUGAAUCUGAAUGUUUUGAUGAGGGUCCUUUAAAGCUGAUUUGAAGGUAGCUUCAAACGAAGCCCUACUGAAACAGUACUAGAUGCUUAUGGUGCAUUAGUCCCAGCUCCAUCCAUGUGUGAGCUUAAAAAAGGAGAUCGGUAUGGAUGGUAUUGCUCAGGGAGGCAGGACGGAAAUCACUCCUCCACUGGCCGCAGGAGUUUACUUAAUGUCAGCCAUCCUGCUCAAGCAGUCUCAUCAGAUGCUUAGACAUUAAACGACAGACAAUCUGAAAUCCAUCAAAAAAUCUAAUUGAGGGUACCGGGGUAUACCGUAGAUUGUAUGGUCUUUUCUGAGGGAAAAAUAGAGCAACCAAAUGUUAAGGAACAUUCUGACUGAGAUCAAGAAAUGUCAUCAAACAGUGCCAGUUGCUCCUUGGGAACGAGAAAAAAAGAUUAUACUAAUAGACCUGGAGAUAGAGGAGUUUGCCUUUAUAUAUUCACCUGUUGAAUUGUUUUAUUGUGUUUAUUUUGUAGUUCUGCUUCUUUUUUUUCUGUCUCUUUUUUUCUUCUUUUAAAAAAAAAAAAAUUGCAAUGAAUGUGUAAUCAUUGCAAUCAGGGGUCACUUUCAGUCAUGUACACACCGAAUGGGUUUUUGUUAAUGUAUACGUUUGAGGAUGGUUGACUUUUGAGCUAAUGAUAAGCAAAAAUAUCUUUGCUUGCUAUUUUUUAUUAUAAUAAGAGCUUAUUAUUUGAGAGAAAGUGAAAGAAAGUUGCCUGAGAAGGGAGGGACAGGUUUACGAAGCACUUAAAACACCUGUCACACUCACUAGCUGACAGAUAUUUUAAUCUAUUAUUAUUAUUAUUAUUAUUAUUAUACAUCUCAAAAUGAACACAGUACUGUACAGUAUGUUGUAUGUAAGUGAUGGUGGAAUGUAGCGCUCUAUAGAAAAGUCAGUUCACCCUGAUCCGGGGUCCUCGAUUUGUGAAAAGAUUGAAUGAAUGUGAGAGGUGACAUGAUGUGGAAGAUUCAGCAGAGAUACAUGAGAUAGCAUUUAUUCCCAGGAAGCACUUUCCUGUUCGGGUCUGUAUAGCUCAGCCUCCUCAGUACACGGCGAGCUAAAGGCCUAGACAGCAACAGCCGCUCUUUUUAACUGUAGCGUAGGUAAAGCUGGUGAAACAACUGCCAUUUUAGUGAUUAAUAUUGAGAUGAUUGUGUGUGGUUUCAGAAGGGUUUCAGAAGUCAUGAGAUUGUCCAAAGUAUGCCAUGAGGAGAGAGAAAGUACAUGUGAGUGACUCUGGAUGCAGAAAAAAAAAAUUGUUUGGGUUCAAGGGUGUGUUCUAGAUAUGUUUGUGGAAGUGCAUGCAUGUAUGUAUUUUAAUGCAUAAGUGUGCACACACACAAACACACAUAUAACACAUUAAUAUAAGUGAAAAGUGAAUGUCUUUUUUUGUACAGUAACAUGUAUAGAAAUGCAUAUACUGUAUCUUGCCUUAGUGCAAGCAGGUAGUUAGUGUGUGUGGGUAUGUGUGCAUACCAAGUAUGUGUGUGUGUCUGUGCUAUAUAUUUGUAUGAGUGUUUUAUGAUAUGUGUGUACACCAUUCAAAAGUUUGGAGACAGGUUUGGAUUUGGGUUUAUUUUUCUACAUUCUAGAACAAUAUUAAAGGUAAAAAUUAAAUUAGGCAAUUAAGUCAGUUGUUAUUUUAAUAUAUGAAGGUCAGCUGUUCUGUAAUAGUUCUUGCAAGACCCAUCAAGCACCAUGAUGGAAUUGGUUCUCGUCAAGACCUUCCCAGGAAAUACUAAAUAAACUUUUAGACCAAGUUUAUUUAGAGUUACCAGCCUCAAAAAUCACCAUUUAACAAAUAGCACUUCAGAUUACAGUCGUUAUGAAUAUAAAUAUUGCAUAUUUAUGUUUUAUAAUGUGGAAAGAAUUAAAAUCAGGAAAGACCACGGAGUUGGAAGACGUGUCCAAACUUUCGACUGGUAGUGUAUAUACAUAUCGCAUAUAAUAGAUAUAUUUAGGUAUUUGUCCGGUGUUUCUGUUUAAAGUUCAAUUUAAAGAGAAUCUUGCAGUUUGCACAUCUGGAGAGGUAGUAACAUGAAAUGUAUGAUUCAGUUUUCAGCCAUCUGCGAGGGCUGAAAGCUCAAUUUACUGAAAUGUAGCAGUUACUUGACAAGUCCGCUCGGCUUACUGGUUUGCCGUGGCUUCCCUUCACUCCUUCACUUAUUUUAACCCCCCCUUCUUCAGACCCUGUAAGUGGAUGUUCUGACACACUCUUUAACCUGCAUACAAUAAGGAGAGAAAGGAGCCACAGCCUGAAGCCUGCACACUUGUUGAACUCUCUGAUAGGUGGCUUUGUUUUUGCAGGUGUAUUUGAGUGGGAUGGAUGGAUGGAUGGAUGGAUGAAUAGUUAAAGGGAUGGAUGUGUUAUCAGAUGACCUGUUGGAUGGUGGUGGGUGGGUGAACACACCCCAUAUUUAAAGAUGCUUUAUUUUUUAAAUAAUAAAACAGGGUUUCUCAGAUCAACAUUACAACCGUGCAUUUUUCUUUUUUCUUAUCUUUUUUUUUUUUUUUUACAUUUUAACACCCUUUUAAAGAUUGUCUAUGUGUGUGAGGACUGUGUUUUCAUGUGUUCAUGUAAAUGGCAGGGUGUUUUGAGACCGGAAAUGAAACGGCGUCACUUAACCAGACAUGACUUUUUUAACAUUAUGAUGUUUGGGCCAAAAUGCAAGGUUGCUUUUUUUUUUUUUCCUUCCCAUUUUUUUGUGUGUUUUGGCAUUGCCCGCAUCAAACCUCGAUUCUUUCAGCACUUUAGUGCGCUUCAUUUAGCAGCAUGCCUCUUUCCUGGUUUCAUAGUUUCGCUACAGGUAUACAUCAGAAGCAUUCCAAAUAAUAACAUAUAGCAAUAAUGUGAGUCUGUAUUCAGUAUUCAAACCAAAUAGAAAUCCUAACAUUUACCACAGGAAACUCUCUCGUCAGUCGACUGAUCAGCCUAGUAGUCUGGCUUUGAGUUGUCAUGAAUUGCACAGCUAGCCCGCAGUAUCUUCUUCAGGGAGAAACGGAAACAUAUGCAGUGAUAUAUGUGUCUUUCUGACCCAGCUCAAUCCUUUUUGUGCUAGUGACCUCCAGAGCGUGUUCAGGUACCCAUGCAAAGCCAGUACUCCUCGCACCGCUUUUAUCGCCAGCUACCUUUUAUGGCCUGGCUGUUAUGUGCACCUGUCUGCUCUCUCUCUGACUCUCGCUCACACACUCUCUCUCUCUCUCUCUCUUUGUUUUUCACUUUCACUUAGAGCCAUAGAACCCCAUCAGUAUUUGUUUCUAUUUCCCAUAACAUCCAGAUGUCUGCGUCCUUGCAGUAAUGCAGGCUCUAUAAAUGACCCAUAAAUGCAAGUUCGUGCAUAAAUUCAAAUAGAAUUAAUCAGCACUUUAAACUUUUCCGUCUAGUUUUUCGUUCAGAUUUGUGUGUUAACUUACCCACAGGUUUCAUAAUGCUUAAAUAAAGCACCGGUUCCGGACAAAUAGUUGUAAGCCAUGUGCAUUUGCUCAAAUCUAUUUUUUAAGAACAGAUCUGGAUAAUUUUAUUUAAAUGGAAGCUGUUUCAAUCAUUUUCCGUCUAUGGAAGCCGUUUAAGUUUGUGCUUAAAUAAUCAAGGUGAAUUGGAUAGAAUCAGUGUGUUGAAUCAGUCUUGCUUGAACGCAGGACUCUCGCUGUGCUGGGGGAUGUUGCACAUCUGGACGUUUUAGAGAACUUGUUUUAAGGGAACUUAUUUUACUAAACCUAAAUUGAACAAAGUGCAAAACUAGAGACAAAUUUCAACAAUAUAUUUUUCAGCAGUCACUAAGUAGGGGCAUGCAUGCCUGUCUUUAUAAUUUCUUUUGGCUGUUCACGUCCAGUUCCCCUACACUGAUGCACAACACAUGAAACAUACAUGGUCGAUGGUUCUUUUCGUAGUUAAAGGUAUAAUUGUCGAUGUUUUCUUACUUGUUCGAAUAAUCUGGCUAAUAUGUAGAUUAUGGUUUAAAAUUAGGGUUUAAAGGAGGACUAAACAUAUUAUGUGGCUUAGAAAACCCAUUUUGAAGAUAACUCGUUUUAUAGAUUUUAUGGAAUUCCAAUGGUGAGCUCAAGGAGAUAAGGGGUAAUCUUAAAAAAAAACAAAAAAAAAACAACAACUUAUACUUAAUGCACAUUUUAAGCACCAUGAUCUUAAUUCUAUCUAUCCCAAAGGGUUUCCAUACAGCAUUUGUUAAUAUUCAAUAUUGACUGUUUCUGUCAUUUCAGAUGUCAUAAAUUUAAAGUAUUAAAUAGCACCGCUUAAUUCCUUUCUUUUUGUUUGCAUGGUUCCCUAUAAGCUCUGUAGUGAUGCAUAAAUCCCAUAUGUUGUUAAUCGUGGGCGUGUCUGUAUUUAAAUCAAAGUAAAUGCAAACUUUUUAUAAACGUUUGGUAUAUAUUAAGCUUCAUUAUGAAUGUGACCUGCGUGUACAUAUUUAACCAAUCCCAACUUUACUGUUUCGUAAAACCCCGUUAAAUUUGAUGUGAAAGGAACGGAAUCACCGGAGUGUACUGCAUGGAAAUGGUACAACUGAGAUGAAACAAUUCUUCUUGUAUUCUCCAUAACCAAGUUCGACUCUUUUAGGCGUUUUUUUUUUUCUUCUUCCCCCAGUUUCUUUGAUAAAUGUGCAAUAUGUAGCAUAUCUUUUCUGCAGUCUCAUCUUUUCAGAAGUAAUACGUACUGCAUCAUAAGCACUCUUAAGAUCCCUGCUUAUUACAUCAUUUACUGAUUUAAAAAAAAAGCUUUCAGUAUUCGACUUGGCAGUGAUGGAUCGCUGUUGAUUCCUAGUAGGUUGUGAUACACAAUCAGUAAAGAGCACUUGUAAACAAUAUGAUACAAUGCCCGUAUCCAAUAUGUACGAAGAAAAUCUUUCGAAAAACAAAUACAAUGUCAAACGUUUAUACUCUUUCCAGCAAACCCCUUCCAAGAUCAAAAAUCGACCAAACCCGAAAUUGUCAUUUCCUUUAAACCUCAUGCAGUUUAGGAUAAAUGCAGAAUAGAUGUAGCAUUAUGUUCGCAAUUGUUACCAUGUUACUGUGUACUGUCGCUAUAUAGUUUACACAUCAUUCUCAUUUUGUUUAACCCUUUCUCUGUCACUUUGCACCUACAGUAUGAGUUAUAGCAUAGAUCCUCUUUCUCAGCGUGUCAGUGUUUGACCGUCUUUAGCCUAGGAGUGGCUUUGCAGUUUGGCAUGAUUUAUGCGAUAUGUGCGUUUGUUAAACAUCACCAACUUUUCCUCAGGCUUACUCAGGGAUGAGAAGUGUGUUUAAAUGAGCAUGCAUCUAAGCAGACUUGCGUAAAGUGUAGGUGAAGUGUGUACUGGGUAAAGCGUACUUUGUGUGUGCAUACAGUAUAUGCGUGUGUGCACGAGUGAGUUUGUGUGUGUGUGUGUGUGUGUGUUGUGCUGAAAUACUACAGUAGAAGCAGUCAUUUUAUUGGCCCUUGGCUGUGUGAGGACUUCCUGAGUUUUUUUGUCUGUGUGUCUGCAUCAAAGAGUAUAUAUAUAUAUAUACAUAUAUACAUAAACACACACACACACACACACUACACAAUUAAGGAAAAGUUUAGUCCUGGCUUUAAGUAUGGUUCAAGUAAAACUGGGACUAAAUGUUUCCUAUAUACACGCAGGUGUGUGUGUGUGUGUGUGUGUGUACAAGUGUGAAGUGUUGUUUCUCAUAGUCUGUGGCAAACCCCGAUCCUCAGUGAUCCUCAGUGAUCCUCAGUGAUCCAGACUGAGAAAUGCAUCCGAAACCUCGUUAACUAUAGGGACCACGUUUUGUUAAGAAAAUGAAUAAAAAUAAAACAAAAAAAGGAGGAAAAUGUAUUCAAAAUGCACAUUUUUUGUCAUUUUUAGAGUAGAUUUUAUAAUACUGUUUCAGCACUUUGUAACCCGAGAAAGGCUUGGCGCCAUCACAGUGCCAAGUGUUUUUUUUCGGCGGUGUAACAUUCGUUCAAUAGAGAGCAUCAGGGAGAGAAACGGAGUGAGAGUGUGAGAGAAAGUAUUCCUUCCUGCUGAGACGGUUGCGUUUCUCUUGGUGCAAGGCCCGCCUCGCUCUCCGCUCGUUCCUGGGUCCAACGAGUCGAGACGUUCAGGCCGGAGAAUCAGUUUUAAGUUUGCGUGGUCCUCUAGCAACCUGAAAAAGGCCUACUCAUGUAGAACGCAGGGUUUUUUUCUUCAUGAUUUUUUGCUUUCCUUGACCUUGAUUGUUGAAUGCAUGUAUUGAGACCUGGAAUUCUUCCUGGGUUUUCUGUGUAGCAUUCUGAUCCCGUGGUUGAGGACAUGAUUUGAUUUGAGAAAGUUUUGACUGUGACUGUCAGCUUGCUCGAGGAGCACUGUAUGUCCUUGUUUUACUGGCACUAAAUGACAAAAAAACAAUAUUGGUGCAAAUCUUAGCAUUUAAAAUUUUGAAAAAAGCAUGUUUUUUUUUAAUCCAUCACAAAAUCAAGUUUGACUUUUUUUUUUUUUUUUUUUAACUGAAUUAAAAACAACCAGGAGUCCUCUGUUCAACCUGACUGUUGUUUGACGUCAUGUAGAUGUCCGAAACCUCUGGAUUAAUAAUCUCAGGCUGAGAUAUCAUCCUAAUCUCAUCCUGUACAAUGUGUGUAUGUUUCGUAAUAUGGGUAGAUUUGUUUAUUAUCACUUGUUAUUCCUCUACGAUUCAGCCGUGUCGAUGCUGGAAAGUAAACAAUGUGCGCUCUUAAGUGGAUGGAAGGUGAUGCCUGGUCUUCGUUACACUUAACCGUGCCGAGCUGGUAAACUGACAAACGCACUCAGAGAGAGGGGCCGACCCGUUCUGUGUUUUCUUUCGUGGCUUUCUUAUGUGAUGCCCAGACCAUAGAGGGGAAAAGAAACACCUUGCAGACUUCUAAAACACUAAAAUUGACUACUAGUCAAUUUCAGGUCCAUCACAGCGUUGGGUUCCACUAACGAGAACUGAAACCAAGGACGAUCGCAGCCUCCGAGCAGCCAACUUUUUUCUCGCGCACCCAUAAUGUCAUCAUCAUGUAUCCUCAGCUGGUGCAUGUGUUUCUGCUUCACAGUUUGUUUUACUCCACCUAUAAGACAUGGAGAGGAUCCACUGUAUAUGUUGCCAAUGAUUGUUCAUGUUUGUAAAUCUGUAUUUGACAGAUGAGUAAGAAAACUCUAUGUAUAUUUAAAGAAAGUGGAUGACUGGGAUACACUCAUGAUAGAUCAGGCUUUUACAGGAAACACUUGAAAAAAAAAUCCACAUGCUUACGCUAGCAAAAGAACACCAUUUACUCACAUUUAGCAGUUAGCUGAUUAUUUCUUCUGUUAUGCUUUCAUGGUAUUCCUAUUCUGCGUGAUUUUAAAUUGUCUGGUGUUGCAUUAGAGGGGGAGCAUAGUGGGACACAGGAAGUAAAUGGUCCUUAAACAGAAAAGUGUAAAACAGGAAAGGAGAUUUAUUGUCUUCCACUGGAAGGGAAAUCAAGGUUGUGUUUCUUUCUUUAUCAUUUCCAUUCGAUGGAAAAGAUGGUGAUGGCUGAACCACUCAAAAGUCAAAAGGAGCCCCCCCCCUCCCCCCUUUUAGGUUUGUAAGUGGAUCGAAUUCUACAAGAUGAUAUGGUUUCAAAGCUUUGGAGUUACUGGUCUAAUUGUAUAUAAGACUGUUAAAUGAAAAACCAUUGAAUGUCACAUCCAAUCCCAAGUCUCCGUGUUCUUGGUAUUGACACAGAGAAGUCAGGCCAGUAGCAAGAAGCUGUCCUGGGAGAUGGAGGAAUGUUUUGCACAUUACUUAGUACAGGAAGAAAUUUUGUGUGUUUGUGUGUUUGUGU